Messenger RNA from Nylanderia fulva, 1995 nucleotides. RefSeq lists its product as uncharacterized. NCBI's taxonomy places the organism in Eukaryota, Metazoa, Arthropoda, Insecta, Hymenoptera, Formicidae. The record is from RefSeq and is a predicted model, not a curated record.
UAUAGUCUCCUAAUACAUACCUCUUCGCGACACAUGUUUUCCUGUUAACUUGUCAGAUUCCCAGCGACACGGAUAAUAAACACAUUUCGCGAAGUAUGGAUUAGGAAAACAUAUAUUGCAAAGAGGUGUAUUUACUACGAGAUGCUUGUAAAGUGGCCGACUAAUCGUGAUGGGAAAAUCUGAAAAAGAAUUAAUAUGUAUAAGCGUCAGGGUCUUUUGAUCGCAGCAGGUGAUGAUGCAUCGCUGAUUUUCAGAUGGCUGUCGCGCGGUGGAUUCCCUGAGAGAGAGAGAAGCCGCGUCACAAACACCAAACGCCGACGACGUCUACCUGACGUUUGCCCGAGUGCGAGGCUCCAGUCUCGGAGAGAGUGGGGUUACGUGCGGCUCGUGUUUCCUCAGAGAACACGACACGAGAGAGCGAGGUGACACGUAGAGAAGCUAUUCCAUUUGUAUAUUAGCCGCGGAUUUGCCCGGACGCGACAUAUGUUCCAUAUAUGAGCGCGACAGUUGGCUGGACGAGACCGAAAGACGGAAUCUAGUGAUGGGAAUCGACGGGAUGAGGGUCGGCGGCGGCAGAUGCCCGCCUCUUCUGGUCGGAGGAUUGCUACUGGCGUGCCUCAUGCUCAUCUGCAACUGGUGGACCCUUUCGUCCGAGAACCUGGAGCUCGUCAGGCAGAUCGACGAUCUGAACGAGCAGCUCAAGAUCAGUGCUGAAGAGAGAGAUCAGUGUGUAACCUUGCGUGGUAACUUGGAACAAAGGUACAAGCAUACGGAAGAUGAGUUGGCUACGUUGCACGUUCGCUUGGAACAGCAAAUGGAUCUCAAGAAGAAGAAUGAGGAGCUCGAGGACUCUGUUACUGUGUGUAAAAGUGAACUGGACUCUUUAAACAAACUGGAUGCCACUAAAACUGCGACUCUGGAAACAUUAAGAUUAGAAAAGGACACAAUUAAUACUCAAUUAGACGUGAAGCGGGAUGAGAAUAAAAAACUUCAAGAUGAAGUAGACAGACUAAAGGGGGAGGUAGAUCAGUUCAAACUCAGUUGUAACUCGCCUCCUGAGAAGAAAGAGACUCCGAAUCUCCAGCCACCAACGACAGUGGUCGUUAACAAGCCUCACUUGCGUCUGAUACCGGAGUCUGCUGUAAGAGUAUCCGUAGCUGGUCAGCGGGGUUUGAAGUUCCACGGAAUUCCGAUCCUACCGUCAGACCCACCCGGUGCUGUGCGCCAAACUCCUCGUUUCUCAGUGACUAUGUUGAAGAAAGUUGAAACGGAAUCGAAACAAGUCAAUGGCACCUCGAACGAUGCCGCAGAGCAGGAUAUUGCAGUUGCCGACGAUUUGGAAGAUCCCGAGAAUCGUGCACGUGAUAACAAUGGAGAUGACAUUCAAAGCACAGAAGAGACUAUGCUACUUCCAAACAAUUAUGGGGAGGAGGAAAAAGCACAGGGUACAUCAAAGAAACCUGGAUAUUAAUUAUAAAACUAUAUAUCACGCAAUAUAUAUUUUAGAAGAAAAUAACUUUAGCAAUUUUUUGCUAAUGGAGCUAGGUUAAAAUAUAAUUAGGGAAAUAUAGGAUAUCUUAAAUACAAUAUUUCUGAUCUGAUUAUGAUGAUCUUUUAGUAUCAAGUGUAUUUCGCUCUCAUUUCAUUGUAUCAUACUUAAUUGUUUGUGAUACAAGUUUUUUUAUGCACAUGUUAUUAUUUUUAAAAUAUUUCUAGUUGUUUACAUUAUUGUGAGGAUAAAAAGAACUACAAAGUAAGUGUAUGUAUGUAUGUGCCAAAAGACAUAAGUUUUAUUGCUUUUUGAUAUGCAUAUAUAUUUGCAACCAUGUGGAAUUUUUGUGCAAUAAACGGAUUGAUUGGGAUCAUGUAAAGAUCUAAAAAGGAAUGCAAAAGCAUUACUAAUAUUUGAUAAGAAAAAAUAUCUUCAAUGAUUUUUUAAUAAGCCAUGUUAUGUGCCACUUGAAAAAGUGUAAUAUGUAAUAAAUUGUGAAUGUU